CGCAAGCCCCCACCAUGCCUCAUCGUUGACCCCCCGCUCCUUCGCAAACGCUCUAGGCACUCCACAUCAUCGUGCGCAUCCUUAAUCUCGUCCGGCAGCAUCGUCCGGUUAUCAUAUUGACCGCCUAACAUACGCCCACCGAAAUCGUCGUCAAUUAUCUAUCAUGACCGGCGUCGUCGAGGCUGGCACUGUCAUUAGCCUCAUUUCAGGCGUGAUCUCAAUCAUCGAGGCUACCAAAACGGUAUACGAUGCCGCCAAAAACGCGAAAGGCCAGCCAGAAGCAUUUCGCCAGGUGGCUGCACGACUGCCACUAGUGAACGAAAUCCUCCACAGUGCCAAAGAGAGGACAGAGACGCUCGACGAGUCCGCGCGGGACGCAUUGAAGCCCAUUCUAGAGUCAUGCAAAGCAAAGGCUGAGAACCUCGAGAACCUUUUCCAGAGGGUUGUUCGCAAGGAUGACGACAAGUGGUACGACCGGUACAAGAAAGCCGUGGGUACAUUAGUGAAAGGUGGUAGAGUGGAGCAUUUGAUGGAGGAGAUAUUGAAGGAUGUCCAAGUGAUCGCAUGCGAAAGGUUGACGGGAACCGCUACCGAUACCCAAAUGAAGGAACUUGAAGAGGCGAUCAAGGAAAUGAACGAAAUGCCUCCCUCUCUUCCGGACGAGGCUGGGAGUUUCAUCCAAACACACAGCGGCAGUGGUGACAAUAUUGGGCACACUGGUCCAGGGACUAUGAACCUCCAUAAAGGAUCAGGGGAUUUAUACCACAAUGUAAUCAGCGGCGGGGCGACUUUUGGCAGUAACCCAAGCCAACAAGUUAUCAAUAAUUACAUUGUGCCUCAUAACUCAAGUCAGCAAACCGACUCCCAGACCCGGAAGUAUCUAAAAGAUCUAUCGACGACCGACCCCCUCGAGGACAAAACGCGUAUCGAGCAGACGAAGGGUGGCCUGCUGGAAGACUCGUACCGCUGGAUCCUCGAACAUUCCGACUUCCAACAAUGGCGCGACGACAAACAGAGCCGGCUGCUCUGGAUCAAAGGCGACCCCGGCAAAGGCAAGACGAUGCUGCUCUGCGGCAUUGUCAACGAAGUAAGCCCUUUGACGAAGCUGAAGGACGAGGAGGCAAUCACGCUGCUGUCAUACUUCUUCUGCCAGGCCACCGAUAAGCGUAUCAACAAUGCGACAGCCGUGCUCCGCGGCCUCAUCUACCUACUCGUCAACCAGCAGCCAUCUCUUGUAUCACACGUGCAGAAGAAAUACGAUCAUGGGGUCGAAAGGCCUUUCGAGGGCGUAAAUGGCUGGGUAGCUUUGUCUACAGUCUUUGAAAACAUUUUACAAGACCCAAGCUUGAAGACCACUUACUUGGUCAUCGAUGCCCUCGACGAAUGCGAAACAGAUCUCCCCCAGCUUUUGAAGCUGGUUGCUGAAAGUACCUCAACAUUCCCUCGCGUCAAAUGGAUUGUGUCGAGCCGCAACAAACCCGAUAUCGAAGCGCGGCUGAGACUUAAUAAUGCACAAAUGAUCCUUAGCCUUGAGCUUAAUUCAGAGCAUGUCUCUCGUGCUGUCGAGCUGUUUAUCGAUCACAAAGUGUCCAAACUUCCACUCAUUAUGGACGACAGCGCGCUACAAAAGACAGUCCGAGGUCAAUUAUACACCAAAGCUGGUGGGACUUUUCUCUGGGCGGCACUUGCUUUAAAAGAGCUUGAGCCUGUAGAGAGUUGGGACGUACUCGAUGUGCUUCAGGAAAUGCCGCCCGAGUUGGAACCGCUCUACGAUCGGAUGCUGCGGCAAGUUCAACAGCUGCAACGCAAAGAUCCUGAAUUCUGCCGUCUCGUCCUUUCCGCCAUGACUCUCGCAUACCGUCCACUGCACCUCCUCGAGGUAGGGGCCCUCUCUGGUCUGCCUGGCCAAAUUUCCACCAAUCUCGACAACAUUAUGAGGGUUGUCAACAAAUGCGGCUCUUUCCUCACUAUACGGGAAAACCGCACCUAUUUCGUUCAUCAAUCGGCAAAGGACUUUUUGCUCGGAAAGGCAUUUGACAAGGUGUUUCCCUCUGGUAAGUCAGAGGUGAACUACACGAUGUUCUCGAGAUCACGUGACAUCAUGUCGAGUACGCUUCGACGCGAUAUAUACGGAUUGCACGCCCCUGGAUUCCCAAUUGGCAGUGUCAAACCGCCUAACCCGGAUCCACUAAGUGCGGCAAGGUAUUCGUGCGUAUACUGGGUUGACCAUCUUUGCGAUAUGAAGACCGGUCACGAUAGAAUUGACCUUGGCAAUAACGGCGUUGUCUAUAUCUUUCUAAAGGAGCACUUUCUCCAUUGGAUGGAAGCUCUUAGCUUAUUGAGAAGUACAUCAGUUGGUAUACUCGCGAUGAACAAACUUAAGAGUUUCCUUACAUCUCAACUGUUUGAUUUAGUUCAAGAUGCUUAUCGAUUUAUUCUCUUCAACAGAUGGAUAAUCGAAAAUUAUCCUCUUCAAAUAUAUGCAUCAGCUCUUGUAUUUAGUCCAACAUACUGCUUGAUAAGAGAACUUUUCAAAGACGACGAACCGGGAUGGAUUAUAACAAAGCCGAUAACAGAAAGCAAUUGGAGCGCAUGCCUGCAAAUACUCGAGGGCCAUAUAAGUCCACCUUCUGCGGUCACAUCAGUAGUCUUCUCAACCGACGGCACACGGCUUGCAUCCGCCUCUGAUAAGACUGUACGGCUCUGGAGCGCCACGACGGGGACAAAGCUACAGACGCUCUGGGGCCACACUACUACUGUCACGUCAAUAGCAUUCUCGGCCGACGGCACCCGGCUCGCAUCCGCCUCUAAUGACAACACAGUGUGGCUCUGGAACACUAUAACAGGGAAAUGGCUGCAGACACUUAAGGGCCACCCUGAUGGGUCCACGUUAGUGGCUUUUUCGACCGAUGACACACGGUUCGCAUCAGCUUUUAAUGACGACACAAUACGGCUCUGGGAUAUUACAACAGGGGAAUGGCUACAAAUACUUGAGGGUCAUAUUGCUGAGAUUACAUCAAUAGCUUUCUCGACUGACAAUAUACGGCUCGCAUCCGCCUCUAAUGACAAGACAGUACGGCUCUGGAACGCUACAACAGGAGAGUGGCUACAAAUACUUAAAGGCCAUACUGCUGAGGUUAUAUCUAUAGCCUUCUCGACUGAUAGUACACAACUCGUAUCAGCCUCUAAGGAUAAGACCGUACGACUUUGGGAUGCCUUGACAGGUGAACAACUACAGACGCUUGAAGGCCAUACGAGUGGGGUCAUAUCCGUAGCCUUCUCGCCCGACGGCACACGGCUCGCAUCAGCCUCUUGGGACAAGACAGUGCGGCUCUGGGACGCUAUAACAAAGGAAUAUCUGCAGACAAUCGAGGGUGAUACAAUCCUAUCACUCACCUUUGAAUCACCAUGUCUUAAUACAGAAGCAGUCUAUUCAUAUCGUCUGCAGGAGAACAAUUCUUGGAUUGCAUGGAAUAAUGAUAAUAUCCUCUGGCUUCCACCCGAUUAUCGAUCAUCGCAUGCAAUGAUUAAAGGACAUAUCUUUACAACAAUAAGUUCUAACCGAGUUAUCAUAAUCAAUUGCAAGGAAGAAUUCAACUCAUGUAAAAGGUAG
Molecule: messenger RNA, 3613 nt
Organism: Mollisia scopiformis
Lineage: Eukaryota; Fungi; Ascomycota; Leotiomycetes; Helotiales; Mollisiaceae
Exons: 6
Coding region: 164-3613 (1149 amino acids)
Molecular function (GO): protein binding
Source: RefSeq, a predicted model, not a curated record